Xenopus tropicalis (tropical clawed frog) is the source of this 3230-nucleotide messenger RNA. It is a transcript of the gene dennd11, whose product is annotated as DENN domain containing 11. Lineage: Eukaryota; Metazoa; Chordata; Amphibia; Anura; Pipidae. Bases 14 to 1390 code for a protein of 458 amino acids. The record is from RefSeq and is a predicted model, not a curated record. The transcript has 9 exons.
ACGGAGAAAUCCCAUGGCCGGGCUAGCCCCGCCCCCGCACAUCCGGUGCCCCGGGGGAUGGAGAGAGGCAGCUUCGCUUAGCGGAAUGGCCGGGCGGACGGACCGGGCGCCGCUACUGGACUGGGCUGAGGGCACCGGGGUGAGUCCGGCUCCGGAGUCCGAGCAAGCGGAGAGGUGGGGCCGGGGUUACGGGGCCGGCUGGAGCCGGAGGCCCCCGGGAGAGCUCACCCCGCUGCCCCAGCUGGAGGAUGAUCAUAUCGCUGCCGUGUUCGUAGUCUCAUUCGAUCCCCGGAGCGGAAACAUUGUAGAAUGGUGUCGGCCCCACGACAUAGACCUGGAAGGGGUGGAGUUCAAGUCAAUGGCCAGUGGCUCUCACCGUGUCCAAUCUGAUUUCAUAUACUUCCGCAAAGGGGGCUUCUUCGGACUCGCCUGCUUCGCCAACAUGCCAGUCGAGAGUGAGUUGGAGCGGGGGGCCCGCAUGAAGUCCGUGGGGAUCCUGUCCCCCUCCUACACCCUCCUCUACCGCUACAUGCACUUCCUGGAGAACCAAGUGCGGCACCAGCUGGAGCUCCCCGGCCACUACACCCCGUUAGAGGCUUUCUACGAAGACAAGAAGGGGGUCCUGCCCGUGGCCCCCCAAACCUGCCAGCCCACCUCCCAUUGGCUGCCUUCUGUACACAAGCACCUGUACCCCGAGAUGAAGAUCACCCACCCCGCCGGCUGCAUGUCCCAGUUCAUCAAGUUCUUCGGGGAGCAGAUCUUCGUCCUGUGGAAGUUCGCGCUGCUGCGGAAGCGCAUCCUCAUAUUCUCCCCCCCGCCCGUCGGAGUCGUCUGCUAUCGAGUGUAUUGCUGUUGCUGCCUGGCCAAUGUCACCCUCCCCGGAAUCGGAGCGACAGCCCCGGAGUCCAAACCUUUCUUCUACGUCAGUGUGGCCGAUAUCCAGACUCUCGAUGCAGAAGGUUCCUACGUGGCCUGCACCACUGAAAAGAUCUUCGAGCAGAAGCAGGAUCUCUAUGAUGUGUAUGUGGACAACCAAAAUGUGAAAACCCACCGAGAGCACCUACAGCCGCUGUUGCGGGUCAACAGCUCAGAUAAAGAGAAGUACCGGCGACUCAAUGACCAGAGGCAGCUCCUGAUGUACACCCAGGAAGUGGAUGGAGACUGCAAUUCCUGUGAAGAGGAUUUAUUUAUUCUGUUCUUCAUGGAACAGAACAACCGGAUAUUCCAGACUCUGCUAGAAGUGGCCUCGAGCCAGGACAAGACUCUGACGGCUGAACACGCCCGGAGUAUGGGGCUCGACCCCCAGGGGGACCGCGGCUUUCUCAUGGACCUGCUGGAAGUCUAUGGCUUCGACCUGAUGCUGGUUAUUGACAACCCCUGCUGCCCCUGACUCGCCGGCUCCCCCUAGUGGGAUACUACUGACUCACCCCGGGGAGGAUCACUCCGACCAAAUCUUCCCUGGAACCCUUACAAACCUUACAAAAGAUCCCCAGAAUAGGGGGGGGGGACAGUUCUCCAGAUGUUGCAUGACUACAACUCCCAGAAUCCCCUGCCAGGAAGCUUGUAGUGGUGCAUAAGCUGGAGUGCCAAGGCCUAGGGUGGUCCAAUGAGCUGUAGGCGGAAUCACAUGACCUUAUUUGUAGGGCGGAGCUGCUGUCAGGGAUUCCUCUCUAUAUAGGAAGGGGGGGGGGGGGGCUGUAUAUCUAGAUUAUUAUUAAAAUGAGGGGUCCGCUAUUUUUGGGAGAUGCUAUUUUGGAUGCAGAGCCGGGGGCGCUGUUUGGUUGCAGCCUAUGGAUAUAUGUGCCCCAAUCACACUGUGGUUAUAAGGGGUACUGCAAGCGAUUAACAUUGUCUUUUUCCCUAUAUCAUCUCCCAGGAAUGACCGGCCAUUACAGCAUCUCUCUUAGGGCCCGAUGUCAGGGAGUCCAGUUGGGGGGACCCCAGAAAGGGGAGGGUCUUGGAGGAUUGUGGGCCAGCCCCAUUUUCCUUGGGUGACAGGGGGGUCCGGACAAAGCCCCUGCUAACUACGUAGUAUGGGUCCCCCCUACUUUCUGAUGGCAGCUCCCUGGAUAAAACACCCAAUCCUAUUUAGCCAAUUUGAGAAUGUGGAUUGGCCCAAUCAGAAAAGGCUUUAGCCAAACCCAUACCGGCGGAUGCUCCGCCCCCUGCUAACGGACCAAGGACUGAGACACUGGAACGAUAACGACUGAACUGCUGUUAAUUUAUAUGUUUCAUUGAAAUGCUUUGUGUUGAAUGGAGACGAAAGGGUUCCGUGCACUGAGGGUGAAAGGUGAUUGGUUGGGGGGGGGGGGGGGGUUGUUUUUGGGGGGGAACGGCGUGUGGAGUAUUUAUCUGCCUGAUACUCAUCAUCCAAUGAGAGUGCUUAGACUGAUGCACAUGGAUUGGUGGGAGGGACCUGGGCCCUCUCCCUUUCUCAUUUCCCAGCAUCCUCCAGUCAUGCACAACAGGAAGUGAGGUGUGCAAAGGGCAAAUUGUCUAAUGAAUGUCUGUUGGUCCAGGUCCAAGGGGCCCCUUGCCUAGGGCCAAUUCCUUCUUUUAAGCCCCAGGGUCCCGGUGUUGCUUGACUAUGACUCCCAGCAUCGUUCAGCUUGUAAUCACUGGCUGCGGCAUGCUGGGAUUUGUAGUUCAGCAACAUCUGGGUUAGAAACAAGGGAGCUAAUGACCAAUAACAUCGCCAGUCUGUACUGUGCAUUAAAAGUAACUGCCCAAUGGGAAUACGUUCUAUGACUGUUUGAAUUCACACUCCUCUCGCAGAGGAUGCUGGGAAGUGAAGUCCUGUAGAACCACUGCUCUAAUUCCAAUGUACAUAGGCCUUGUGUGGAUACAUUAUUAACACAUAUACCAUGUCUUCGCUGUGGGGGGUGGGGGGAGGGGGUGAUAAUAUGUAUAUUUUGCAAGGGGGGGGGGUGUAAAAUUAAAGGGGAAGAUGUUUACUAAGCUCACGUUUGUACAGGAGAAUAACUGGUUGAAAGAAGCUUGGAUUAAAGGGUAAGUCAUUGAUGUUAUUCUUAAUUCAGUUUUCUUUCAUUGUGCACAAGAGACUUUAGGUGGAAGUUGCCCUUUAAUCCAAGCUGCCAGUGCCUAACAGGGGUAAUAAUGGGGUUACAGCAGCACAGGGGGGUAUAGAGGAGGAAUUGCACCUAUUGGGGGGGGGGGGUCUCUGACUGCUCUUUGCUGUGAACAAAAUAAAACUGGGUUUAUUAUCAAUU